Molecule: messenger RNA, 9540 nt
Organism: Orcinus orca (killer whale)
Lineage: Eukaryota; Metazoa; Chordata; Mammalia; Artiodactyla; Delphinidae
Gene: PTPRG
Product: protein tyrosine phosphatase receptor type G
Exons: 30
Coding region: 831-5153 (1440 amino acids)
Biological process (GO): protein dephosphorylation
Molecular function (GO): protein tyrosine phosphatase activity; protein binding
Source: RefSeq, a predicted model, not a curated record
GCACCCGCCGCCGACAGCCCGGCUGCGCGCCCCGGGUCGCGCGCCGCCGCCACCGCCGCCGCGCGCCCCUUGCUCGCUUGCUCGCCGGCUUUAAAGUCUCUGCCAGGAUCCAUGCUCACAUGUUACUUCCUGUAUGGAGGCAUGGCUAGUUUCCAGCCCCGCGCUCCCCGAUCCUCCCCAGCUCGCGCCAGAGCCACAACUUUCAGGAGCAUGGACUGAAGGCGCCCUCGCCCCAGCGUCCCUCUGAGAUCCUUUGUGUUUCCCUCGGUUUCCUCUGGCUGUUUCUAUUUUGGGGGGCUCUUCGCUCCCCCCGCCUUUACCCGCCCCUUCCCCGCUCGCAAACAUGCCUUCUUCCUUCCCCGGGCCCUGGAAGGAGCUGCCUGCCUGAAGCCCGGAGACGCAGCGCCGCGCUCAGCCCCGCCGCCGCCCGCCGGCUCUCGGGCUGCGCUGCCGACUCAAGUUGGGGAUCCUCGGCUGCUCGCCGCCGCCGCCUGCGGUCCCUGCCUACCCCGGGCCCCAGGCAUCACUGCCGCCCGCCGACUCCUCGCCCUGCCCGCUCGGCUCGCUCCUUUUUGAACGGAAAGCAGCCCUUCUCCGCCGAGGAUCGUCCCCAGCGUGGCUCCGCGUUCUCGGUCACUUUUUGAGAUUUUCCGGGGGGUGCUCGGCGGCUUCCCGCAUUCCAGGGGGACUCGGUCCGCUGAGCGCGGGGGCCCAGUAGAGCGGACUAGCAAGGGAAGAGCCCGGGCUUAGCGAAGGCUUACACCGAGGCAAGAACUUAUUCAACAAGUUUACCCCCCCUGCUUUCUUCUUUUCGAUGUGCGUUUUCGGACAUGCGGAGGUUACUGGAACCGUGUUGGUGGAUUUUGUUCCUGAAAAUCACCAGUUCCGUGCUCCAUUAUGUCGUGUGCUUCCCCGCGUUGACAGAAGGCUACAUGGGGGCCCUGCACGAGAACAGACAGGGCAGCUCGGCGCAGAUCCGCAGGCGCAAGGCUUCCGGCGACCCGUACUGGGCCUACUCGGGUGCCUACGGUCCUGAGCACUGGGUCACGUCUAGUGUCAGCUGUGGGGGCCAUCACCAGUCACCUAUAGACAUUUCAGACCAGCAUGCACGUGUCGGUGAAGAGUACCAGGACCUGCAACUUGAUGGCUUUGACAAUGAGUCUUCCAACAAAACCUGGAUGAAAAACACAGGGAAAACAGUUGCCAUCCUUCUGAAAGACGACUAUUUUGUCAGCGGUGCUGGCCUCCCUGGCAGAUUCAAAGCUGAGAAGGUGGAAUUUCAUUGGGGCCACAGCAAUGGUUCUGCAGGCUCUGAACACAGCAUCAACGGCAGGCGGUUCCCUGUGGAGAUGCAGAUUUUCUUUUACAAUCCAGAUGACUUUGACAGCUUUCAAACUGCCAUUUCUGAAAACAGAAUAAUCGGAGCCAUGGCCAUAUUUUUUCAGGUCAGUCCAAGGGACAAUUCUGCACUGGAUCCUAUUAUCCAUGGGUUGAAGGGCGUCGUACAUCAUGAGAAGGAGACCUUUCUGGAUCCUUUCAUCCUCCGGGACCUCCUGCCUGCAUCCCUGAGCAGCUAUUACCGGUACACAGGUUCUUUGACUACCCCACCGUGUAGCGAAAUUGUGGAGUGGAUAGUCUUCCGGAUGCCUGUCCCCAUCUCUUAUCAUCAGCUCGAGGCUUUUUAUUCCAUCUUCACCACGGAGCAGCAAGACCACGUCAAGUCAGUGGAGUAUCUGAGAAAUAACUUUCGGCCACAGCAGGGCCUGAACGACAGGGUGGUGUCCAAGUCUGCCGUCCGUGAUGCCUGGAACCACGACAUGACAGACUUCUUAGAAAACCCACUGGGGACAGAAGCCUCUAAAGUCUGCAGCUCUCCGCCCAUCCACAUGAAGGUGCAGCCCCUGAACCAGACAGCACUGCAGGUGUCCUGGAGUCAGCCGGAGACCAUCUACCACCCACCCAUCAUGAACUACAUGAUCUCCUACAGCUGGACCAAGAAUGAGGAUGAGAAGGAGAAGACGUUCACGAAGGACAGCGACAAGGACUUGAAAGCCACCAUUAGCCCUGUCUCACCUGACAGCCUUUACCUGUUCCGGGUCCAGGCCGUGUGUCGCAAUGACAUGAGGAGUGACUUCAGCCAGACCAUGCUCUUCCAAGCUAAUACCACUCGAAUAUUCCAAGGGACAAGAAUUGUCAAAACAGGAGUGCCCACAGCAUCUCCUGCCUCUUCGGCCGACAUGGCCCCCAUCAGCUCUGGGUCUUCCACCUGGACAUCCUCUGGCAUCCCCUUCUCAUUUGUUUCCAUGGCAACUGGGAUGGGCCCGUCUUCCAGCGGCAGCCAGGCGACGGUGGCCUCGGUGGUCACCAGCACGCUCCUCGCCGGCCUGGGCUUCAGCAGCGGCGGCAUCUCCUCCUUCCCCAGCACCGUGUGGCCCACACGCCUGCCCACGGCCGCCGCGGCCAGCAAACAGGCCGGCAGACCCGUCCCGGCCACACCUGAGGCCUUGGCCUCUCCGGGCCCCGACGGUGAUUCGGCGCCAACCAAGGACGGCGAGGGUGCCGAGGAGGGGGAGAAGGACGAGAAGAGUGAGAACGAGGACGGCGAGCGGGAACACGAGGAGGAGGGCGAGAAGGGCUCCGAGAAGAAGGAGAGGAACGGCGUGACCCACGCCACGCAGGCGCGGAGCGGCACUGAGCCCAGCCCCGCCCCCUCGGCUCCCGGCAGAGCUGCCCAGGACGGUGGGCGUCAGACUAUAGCCGGGCGUGAGCGGGACCGCACUGCAAUCCCCACCGCCCAGCCCGAGGACGCGCUGGACCCCCGCCCCGUCACCCUCACCCAAGUGCCCCCCACAGUCACAGAGGAGCAUUACAGAGAGAAUGAUCCCAAGAGGCCCGAGACACCGUCUAAGAAGCCUAUGUCCCCGGGGGACCGAUUUUCUGAAGAUAGCAAAUUUAUCACUGUUAAUCCAGCAGAAAAGAACACCUCUGGAAUGAUAAGCCGCCCUUCUCCAGGGAGGAUGGAGUGGAUCGUCCCUCUGAUUGUGGUAUCAGCCUUGACCUUCGUGUGCCUCAUCCUCCUCAUUGCUGUACUCGUUUACUGGAGAGGGUGUAACAAAAUAAAGUCCAAGGGCUUUCCCAGACGUUUCCAUGAAGUGCCUUCUUCUGGGGAGAGAGGAGAGAAGGGGAGCAGAAAAUGUUUUCAGACAGCUCAUUUCUACGUGGAAGAUAGCAGUUCACCUCGGGUGGUCCCCAAUGAAAGUAUUCCUAUCAUUCCUAUUCCGGAUGACAUGGAAGCCAUUCCUGUCAAACAGUUUGUUAAACACAUUGGUGAGCUCUAUUCUAAUAACCAGCAUGGGUUCUCUGAGGAUUUUGAGGAGGUCCAGCGCUGUACAGCCGAUAUGAACAUCACUGCAGAACAUUCUAAUCAUCCAGAUAACAAGCACAAAAACAGAUACAUCAACAUUUUAGCAUAUGAUCACAGUAGGGUGAAGUUAAGACCUUUACCAGGAAAAGACUCUAAGCACAGCGACUACAUUAAUGCAAACUAUGUCGAUGGUUACAACAAAGCGAAAGCCUACAUCGCCACCCAGGGACCGUUAAAGUCUACGUUUGAAGAUUUCUGGAGGAUGAUUUGGGAACAAAACACUGGAAUCAUUGUCAUGAUUACGAACCUUGUGGAAAAAGGAAGACGAAAAUGUGAUCAGUAUUGGCCCACAGAGAACAGUGAGGAGUAUGGAAACAUUAUUGUCACACUGAAGAGCACAAAAGUACACGCCUGCUAUACUGUUCGUCGUUUUUCAGUCCGAAAUACAAAAGUGAAAAAGGGUCAGAAGGGAAAUCCCAAGGGGCGUCAGAAUGAACGGGUAGUGAUCCAGUACCACUACACGCAGUGGCCCGACAUGGGAGUUCCCGAGUACGCCCUCCCGGUCCUGACCUUCGUGAGGAGGUCCUCAGCAGCCCGGACUCCAGAAAUGGGCCCUGUGUUGGUGCACUGCAGUGCUGGCGUGGGCAGGACGGGCACCUACAUUGUGAUCGACAGCAUGCUGCAACAGAUAAAAGACAAAAGCACAGUCAAUGUCCUGGGAUUCCUGAAGCAUAUCAGGACACAGCGCAACUACCUCGUCCAGACUGAGGAGCAGUACAUUUUCAUCCACGAUGCCUUGUUGGAAGCCAUUCUUGGAAAGGAGACUGAAGUAUCUUCCAGUCAGCUGCAUAGUUACGUUAACAGUAUCCUCAUACCAGGAGCGGGAGGAAAGACACGACUGGAGAAACAGUUCAAGCUGGUCACACAGUGUAAUGCAAAAUACGUGGAAUGCUUCAGUGCUCAGAAAGAGUGUAACAAAGAAAAGAACAGAAACUCUUCAGUCGUGCCCUCUGAGCGUGCUCGAGUGGGCCUUGCACCGUUGCCUGGAAUGAAAGGAACAGACUACAUUAAUGCUUCUUACAUCAUGGGCUAUUACAGGAGCAAUGAAUUUAUCAUAACCCAGCAUCCUCUGCCACAUACUACGAAAGAUUUCUGGCGAAUGAUUUGGGAUCAUAACGCACAGAUCAUUGUCAUGCUGCCAGACAACCAGAGCUUGGCUGAAGACGAGUUUGUAUACUGGCCAAGUCGAGAAGAAUCCAUGAACUGUGAGGCCUUUACCGUCACCCUUAUCAGCAAAGACAGACUGUGCCUCUCUAACGAAGAACAAAUUAUCAUCCAUGACUUUAUCCUUGAAGCUACACAGGAUGACUACGUCCUAGAAGUUCGGCACUUCCAGUGUCCCAAAUGGCCUAACCCGGAUGCCCCCAUAAGCAGUACUUUUGAACUUAUCAACGUCAUCAAGGAAGAGGCCUUAACAAGGGAUGGCCCCACCAUUGUUCAUGAUGAGUACGGUGCAGUUUCCGCAGGAAUGCUGUGUGCCCUUACCACCUUGUCCCAGCAACUGGAGAAUGAAAAUGCUGUGGAUGUGUUCCAGGUUGCAAAAAUGAUCAAUCUGAUGAGGCCUGGAGUAUUCACAGACAUUGAACAAUACCAGUUUGUCUACAAAGCAAUGCUCAGCUUGGUCAGCACUAAAGAAAAUGGAAAUGGUCCCAUGACAGUGGACAAAAAUGGUGCUGUUCUCAUGGCAGAUGAAUCGGACCCUGCCGAGAGCAUGGAAUCUCUAGUGUGAGCAGAAUCCUGAAAGGGCGCUUAAUUUGUAAAACUUCUGAAGACUGAGAACUUUUUUGAGGCCUUUUUUUGCCAGACUCUACGUUAUACAAUAACCUGGUUACUUUUCUACACUGAUAAAAAGUUUUGAUAUUUAUUUUUUGCCAUUUUAUGUCUUAAUGGUAUCCUACUGAGCAUUUGCACCUCUGUUCAUUUCACACAGUGAAACGCGGUUUUACCUAGUUUGCACUAUCUGAUCAGUGUUACUGCCUAUAAUACUAAAGCAAACCCUGAUGUGACAUUCCGUGACAGCACACAUGCUACUUUUUAAUUCAGUACAGUGAAGGUCUUUGUUAUGACAGUGAAUCUUGGUUUUUUUAAUUAUUAUUAUUGUUGUUGCUAAAGCAGUUGCAUUCUACUAGCAGGCAAUGCUGUACUUUUCCUCAGUUCUCCUCUUCUGUUUUUUCAAGGCACUGUUCGAUACUGUAUGCCUUCUGCAGUUUAAUGGAGUGGAUGAGCACUGUUUUCUUUUAAAGACUAGCUGGUGUGGGGAAGCUACUCUGAAGGUCUAUCAAACCUCAUGGCCUUGAAACAGUUUCAUUUAUGAUGGUGAAGAUAGCCAUUAAGAAAUUAGAAGGUUUGAGUUGUUUCAUGUGAACAUCACUUAUUAGUUACAAAGUUAUAUUCAUAGCUUAAAAAGAAUGCCCAAUUGUGUCAAAAUAAAAGAUAUCUCUGUAUUACAGUUUUCACAGUAGCUAUGUGGACAGUGUCUGUUGUUUCCAUUUUGACUCUCUGAAAUAGCUACACCCCAAAAUCAGGGCCAUCUUUUACCAAAGAGAGAUGGCAAUAUUUUAUAUAACUCCAGUUAUGAAUCCCUUUAGUGAAUCUCCAUUAAUGCUUCAUGGUUUAUAAAAGCAUACCUCAUGGCAGGUGGAAUAAUGAAAAUCUUUGCAGGUGUGUAAUUUUGAAACUAGUCCUCUAAAAUAUUCCUAUUACUCCUAUAGCAAUCUAAUAAAAAACUACCUAUAUAGCUAACAUUCUUACAUUCUUUUCUUUCCUUUUUUUUGCCAAAUGUUUCAUGAUAAAUCUCAUAACUACAUGCAUUCUUCUACUUAGGAUUAAACUGAAAAUACUGUAUUAGCAAAAGUCUUUGGGACUAUCUAGAUUCCCACACAUGGAUAAACCUGAUUUGGAGAGAGAAAAUUAGAAUCUGGAGUGAAAGGUGAUAGUGACAUUUUCAAACAGUUUUUAAAAAUAGGAGACAGCUUUGUAUGCUUUUGUGUAGUUUAGCCUCAAGAACAGAUAAAAAGAGACUGCUCAUCAUGACACAGAGCCCAAGGAAGUAGUUUCUUGGAGCCAUAUUCACCCUGCUGUACAUCAUGGGAAAAUUAGGAGCAUUAAUAAGAAAUUUCAGUUCAGUUAUUUAGAAAAAUAGGCUACUUACUGAGAUCUGUUUCUUCGACUGCACAUUUGCUCUUGAGGGAUGGCUUCUGUCAGAAGUGAAACCAUCACCAGAACUGGGCCUAUUAAGAAGAAAAGGGUUUUGGUUAUUUUUUAUGUCAAUAAACUUCAACCAAAAGUCCAUACUGGCUAUUAUCAUACCAUCUGGAUAGGCAUUAAAACAUUCAUGAUAAUCAGCCUUGAGAUUCUGUUUAUCUUGAGUUGGGUUUCUAUGAAGUUUGUCAGAGUGGACCUGAAGGAGCAAAGCUACUAAGGAGAGAGAGGCUACAGGACUAGCCCAGGAUUUCUAAGACAUAGGCCAGGUCAACGGAGUUUUCGUGAACUACAUAACUUGCCAGGGUUCAUCUCGUCUUUUCAUCACAUAGAUUCAGCCACACAGAACAGUCCACUGUUCACGAACUGUGUGGGCUAGGUUGAGAAAAGAUGUACAAGUGAGCCAAGUUUGCUAAGCUGCGUGUGCUAGAGGACACAGACACCUUUACCGCCCCUCUGCUCCCAUCAGAGGUGACACAAGGAAGCUCUGCCUAACACUUAAGAAAAAAAGCUUUAACACAGGAACACUACAGUUGCCGGCUGGCUGAGGGAAAUCAGUAAGGGAAAGGUUUCACAUCAUGGCAAAAGCUGGAUCAUUUUACUCAAUUAAGUAGGUUCCUCUAGUUGUACAGAGUAUUGAUAUGAGCUAAUUCUUCUCAGUAGAUAGUACAGUGAACUUGACUUUCAGAAGUAACAUUCAAGUUGGGGUUCAUGGUCCCACUGUCAUUUUUUCUUAACAAAAGUAAACACUGGUUACAAGACACAUGGCAAGUAUUCCCUUCUGUGCUAUUACAGAGGGCUCAGUUCAUGGAAUGCAUACCCUCCAAUUCUGUGACCAUCUCUUCCAGGGGUAUCAGAAUCAUGAUAAAAGAGAGAGAGCUAGUAAAUACAAUAGAAACAUUACAAGGAUGGCUUAGAAGUUCUCUGUGAGCAAUUGUGUGUCUGUAGCGGUCUUGAACCAAAGUCUACAAAUCCCGACACACUGAACUAUAAGCAAUUGCUAUUUGCCCAUCUUGCCAAAGUGGUCCAAACACACUUCACUGAGGAUAGUUAUAUUCAGCCGUUCCUCACUUUGACCAUGGAGUGUAUCCUCACUAUUAUUCUUCAUCUGUUAUUGGCAAAUAUAUGCUUGCGUCUUUCCAGAGGCAAAGAUGGUGUUCUCUUUGAGACAUAAUAAGCACAUCGCUUAACUACAUAGCAAGGUUAUUACCACUUGCACUCAGGAGGAAAGGAAAUAGCUAUUGCAAAUUAAUCUGUGCUAUGUUAUAAAAGUAAGCUUUUGGGAGUGUAUGAAUUUAGCUCUAGGUAAGCAGAAUGCACACAUCAUUCAAAACUGAAUUGCAAAGAUCAGAACAAGUGGCCAUGCUGGACAUCAGAAAAAACACACCUUAUUGCCAUCAAGAGAACUCGUUCCUUCAUCUAAAAGCCACAAUAUCAUCUUUCAUAUUUAAAAAAAAAAGUUUCCUUCUGAAAUUCAAGAUGAUUAAAAUUAGGUGGAUUGGUUUUCCUAAUUUUUAUGUCUUGGUGCUUUUAGAGUCUAUUUCGAGUUGAAAAGUCCAGCAAGGUCAGAGAGGGUUAUGGCAUUUAAGGUCUGGCUGUUGCAGUUUUUAGCCCAGAGUGACAUACUGAAAUCAGCAAAUAACCCUAAUUACUUUAUAAUGACACAGCACAACUGCCUUGUUAUGAAUUUUUUCUUAAAUGCAUAUACACUGUAUUUAAAAAUUAAAAUAUAGAUACCAAUUUACCAAAGAUACAUACUACUAAUUCUAAGCAAAAAAUUAAAAAAAGAAACCCAAACUCAUCGUAAUUUAAGAAAUAAUAAUCAAAAUGUAGUUUGUCUUAAGAAUUUAGCAGGUAUACUGGGAAAUGCAUUUUCAACUGCUAUGUCCUAAAGUUUAUGUUCAAAUGGUGCCAGUGAAUUUUUAUGUGAAGGGAAAAUGCCUGCUUUUUUUUUUUCAACAGCUGUAGUUUCACUUACCCCUUUGCGCUUGCCCUUAGUUGCCACUUAACAUACAAUAUUGGCUUUACUUAUCUCUAGAAAGAAGGCAUGCUACAAAUAGGAAGGAAUUGUAAUAAUAUUUGGCCUCUACUUUGUCUUAGCUGUUAAACUGUUUUUAGUAUUUUUGUUAAAUAUUUGCAAAGGGAAGCAUUUUCUACAGAGGAUAAUUAAUUUCAAGAAAAAUAUCUUGAGUUUUAAGAAAUAAACAUCUCCAGAAAAGGAGACAGCCGAUUUUAUAAAAUGUCGCAACUCUCCAACAUUUGGGGUAGUGACUCCUUUUUUGUUAGGACAUUUGAAACUAGAAAGCAGCCAUUGUUUCUAAAAAAAAAAAAAUUCAGCCUUCAUGUUGAUUCAUGUCUCUUUCACUUCAUUUUGAAAUAGCUAAAAUCAUUAAAACUGUAAAUAUUUUGUUGCUUGGAUAAGCAUCUUCUGAGAACUUUGUAUCUAUGGUAUAUAAUCAUAGAAUUUUAUAUUUUCAUAUAAAGCUAAUUUUUUUCUAGUUUCAACUCUGUCAUAGUUUUUUUGUUUUUUUUUUCCCUUUGUGGUGGAUAAUGUGAAUUCAACUUUCUGUGUAUUGAAGUAGCAAGAACCAUCUUUGCAUUCCAAAAGAAUCCAACAUGUGUUAUUUCUUUGAGGAAGUGAUUGUGAAAGUUGGGUUUUCUUUUUUAAUUUCAUUGACCAUUUGUGCAAUAGGAAUUAGACAUAAUUAGUCACUGAAUACAGUCGUUGCAUUGACCCAUUUGGAAAAAGUGGUUUUUUUGGUUUUUUGGUUUUUUAAUUUGUUCGGGGGGUUUUGUAACCUGAAAUUUUUCCCUUUUUUCUUCUGUUUAAAACUAUAUCAAAUCAUUCUAUUAUAGUGUUAUUUAAUAUGUAAAUUGUAUUGCUAUACAUAAAAUAAAGUAUGGUUUUUGAUGUA